UCCUAUUUGUUUUCUUUUUUCUUUUUUCUGAGUUUCUGAAAAACUGAAAAAUCUAAGAUACUAAAAAGGUCAAAACUCUAUGAUGAAUCUGUGAGACAGGAACGAGGAAAUGAAGUUUCUUGCUUGAAAAUUCAAACCCCCUAGAUCUCAGUAACUUGUGUCGUUUCUGUUUCUCUUGCUUUCUGCAUCAAAGAUUUUUCUGUUUCUGUCUGAAUUAGGGUUUUGCUUCUUGCACAAAUAAAGCAAAUGGCGGAACCGGUGCCGACGGUAAUCGACGUUGAUAGUGAGCCAAAACCCAACACCCAAGACCAGCCAAAGAAAAACCUCAAGCGAAAGCGGGCAACAUCAACACCGUCGCUGUUAUGCAACAUGACGGAUGACCAGAAGGCAGCCCAAAUCGAGACCCUGAAGGACGAACUCCAGGGGCUUUUUGUCUAUUACAGACAAGAGAUGGAUCAAGAACUGGGGUUUGGGUUCGGUGCGGAUUUGGGUGGAAAUGAAUGUAAUACGCUGAAUGGGAUGGUGGGAUUGUUGAUGGAGGAGAGCCAAUUGGCGCUGUCCAAAUUGGUGGAGGAGAUACAUGCAAAGUUGUCCAAGGAGAGAUUGAAGGACAAUGUGACUGUUACGGUGGCGGUGGUGAAGACUGCGGUGUUGUUUGUGGGGCAGAGAAUGAUGUACGGAGUGCCCAAUGUCGAUGCUGAUGUUUUGGAAGAUGAGAGUCAGGAUUGUCUCUGGUGUUGGGAGACAAGAGAUCUAAAGGUGAUGCCAAAAUACUUGCGUGGAACUUUAAAAGUUCGGCGGAUCUGUCGGAAAAAGAUUCAUGAGAGAAUCAGUGCUGUGUCUGCUAUGAUAUCUGCAUUACAAAACUCGGAGACUUAUCAGAGUUGCAGAACUGAUUUAAUGAGAGCAUCAGGAAAGCUUGCUAAAGCUUUAAAAGAGGCAGAAAUUCGUUCAUUAGUGGAUGGAACGUUACAGAAGAAUGGUACAGUGAAGGCUGAUCAGGAAGCAAAACUAGAACAGAAAGUGCUCAUCAAGCAAUUGGAGAAAAAUAAACGAGAAGUUGAAAAGGAGAAAAAGAGGAUGGAUCUUGAGCUUCAAAAGGAAAAGAGGCAAAUUGAAAAAGAGCAGAAGCGAUUGCAGGAGGAGGCAGAAAAGGAUGAAAAGCGCCGCGAAAAAGAAGAGUCUGAAAUGAGGAGACAACUAAAAAAGCAGCAAAAGGAAGUUGAGAAAGAACAACGGCAUAAAGAGAAGGAAGAAGCUAAAAUGAAAAGGCAAAAUGCUAUAAAGAAGCAAGCUUCAAUAAUGGAACGCUUUCUUAAAAGAAGCAAAACUGAUUCCCCAUGCCAAAAUGAGGGAACUUCAAUUGAAGAAACCGCACCUGUUUUGUCAGGCAAGAAGAGUGAGAAGAUGCCUGAGGCAGUUACCAUGGCAAUGGAUUGUACUCUGUCAUCAAACGAUGAUAUUAGAAUUGAUGAUAUUCGCAAGCUGCACUUAUCUUCUUGGCAUCACCUAGGUCAUGCUAUUCGUUCAAAUAGGAAGCAGCAUUGGAGCAUUCGUCAAAAGCCUAAGACUGAAUUAUUUAAGGAACUCAAGCUAACUACUGCCAGAGAACUUUCUCACGAUGGUGAGUUGAUUGUAGAGAAGCUUGAAAGUGAAUGGGGGGAACAGUCUUCUGAUGAUAGAUUAUGUGCAACAAAUUUAGAGAGUUCUCUGAAUGAUAAAAAAUGGAAAAGGAGAAAGAAGCUGUUGCAGUUUGAUAAGAGUCAUAGGCCUGCAUUUUAUGGUAUUUGGCCGAAGAAAAGUCAUGUUGUUGGACCGCGCCACCCUUUUAGGAAGGAACCAGACUUGGAUUAUGAUGUUGACAGUGAUGAAGAAUGGGAAGAGGAGGAUCCUGGUGAAAGCCUCUCAGAUUGUGAUAAGGAUGAUGAAGAACAGAGUUUAGAGGAAGGAUGUUCGAAAGAUGAUGAAGAAGAAAGUGAAGAUGGCUUUUUCGUACCUGAUGGAUAUCUCUCAGAAAAUGAGGGAGUACAAGUUGACAGAAUGGAAACUGAGCUUUCAGUUGAGAAGGCCAGAGGUUCGCCUAGUAGUAAGCAAGACUCGGAGAGUGAAGAAUUUUGUAAAUUGCUUCAACAACAAAAGUAUCUGAACAAUGUGACAGAGACGGCACUAAGGAAAAACCAACCCUUGAUUAUAUUGAACCUAAUGCACGAGAAGGUCCCAUUGUUUGUGGCAGAAGAUUUAACAGGUACUUCUAAAUUGGAAUGGACAUGCUUGGAAGCUCUUAGAGUGCGUAAAUUCCCUGGUGGGCCAUCUAUGGAGAUAUCAACAGUCGAUAUACAAGCAGAAGCUCGAGAAGCUUGUGUUUCAAAUGGCAAAACCAAUAGUACACAUGUCUCACCUGCAGCAGCCAUACCAGAGUUAGAUAUGCCUAUAGUUGUUUCUACUAUUCAGUCUUGCUCGCAGAGUAUCAACAAGGUCGUCGAUUCCCUCCAGCAGAAGUUCCCUACUGUCUCAAAGUCUCAAUUAAGAAACAAAGUUCGUGAGAUAUCAGAUUUUGUGGACAAUCGCUGGCAGGUCAAGAAAGAAGUUCUGAACGAGGUUGGCAUAUCAAUAUCACCGCCAGGUAAGAGCAGGGGAAGGAUGCCAAAUAUUUCCACGUUUUUCUCAAAGAGAUGCUUGCCUCCAACUGGUAAAAGCAUGAAUCCCAAUGAGAAUUCUCCAGAGUCGUCUCUGAAAGCUGGUUGUUCUGAAGUGGAAGGGCAACGGGGUUGCACCUACUCUCAGCCGUAGCCUCCUAACCUUGCUGAUUGAUGUUAACCUUUUUGCUUGUAAUUACAUUACAUAAAUUCUCCCAUGAAUGCUUAAUGUCGGUAAAUUGUCAUACAUAACGAGACUAACAAGUAACAAUUCUUGCAGCUUUGGCUAUGUGAUUUUACGUUUUAUCUAGGUGUUGUAUUUUUCGUUUGCACUGAAAUUACAUCGAUGGAGGGCUAUUUUAUUU
Jatropha curcas is the source of this 3001-nucleotide messenger RNA. It is a transcript of the gene FAS1, whose product is annotated as chromatin assembly factor-1 (FASCIATA1) (FAS1). Gene Ontology annotation, cellular component: nucleus; CAF-1 complex. Lineage: Eukaryota; Viridiplantae; Streptophyta; Magnoliopsida; Malpighiales; Euphorbiaceae. The record is from RefSeq and is a predicted model, not a curated record. Gene Ontology annotation, biological process: nucleosome assembly.